AUCGACUGUGCUUACUGUAGUCGCACAAGGUGUCUCCGGGUGUUUUCGGUGGCAUCGAAUUCCGGCUCGGUUUUGUUUGAGGUUUUUAUUUUUGUUCUUUUUGUACUUUUGUGGUAAUGAUCUUGGUCUGCGUUUCUUUUUGUUCAAUUAUUGCAUUGGAUCGUGCACACAAUUGAGGUGUUCAUCGUGUUGUCAGAAUUUUUGGUUUAGUGGGGGGGGGGGGGGGCGAGGGUUUCGAUCGGUAGUGAGGAAAGGGGUGAAGGUUCACUAUGGAUGGAGCAAAUCUCAAGGAGAAGUUCAGCGCCUUCGGGGAGAAGGUGAAGACGGGGAGUGGGGAGUUGAGUCGCAAGAUGAGCGAGCGGAUGUCCACUAUGAGCGAUAAAAUGAAGGAGUUGUUCCAGGUUUCAACCCAGGCGGACAAGCUUGUUGAGGACGCAACAGGGGAGGACAUGGAGGGGCCAGAUUGGCAAAAGAACCUAGAAAUAUGCGAUUUGAUCAAUUUGGAGAAGUUGAGCGGGCAGGACACCGCGAGAGCCAUCAAGAAGCGGAUAAUGCUGAAGAGUGUCCAGAUUCAGCAUUUGGCGCUCACGCUCCUGGAGAUGGUGGUGAAGAACUGCGAGAAGAUGUUUUCGGAAGUGGCUUCCGAGAAGGUGUUGGACGAGAUGGUGAAGAUGGUCGACGAUCGCAGCACGUCCACGGCGAAUCGCGACAAGUCCCUGAAAAUGAUCGAAGCCUGGGGCGAGUCUACCGAAGAGCUUCGAUACCUACCAAUUUUCGAGGAAACGUAUAAGAGCUUAAAAUCAAGAGGCAUCAGAUUCCCAGGACGAGAUGAGGAAAGUCUUGCUCCCAUUUUCACCCCCCCGCAGUCUGUUACAAGGCCAAGCCCACCAGGAAAUGGAGGUAUUGCCGGCAGCUUUCAUUCCAGGGAUUUGACUGGCUUUGUAGCUCACGAUGUGAGCGCAGAGGACACUAAGGAAGUCUUUGAUGUGGCUCGCAACAGUGUAGAACUUCUGAACACGGUUCUGACGUCGUCUCCACAGCAAGAAGCUCUCAAGGAAGAGUUGACAUUGACCUUAGUGGAACAAUGCCGGAGCUCUCAGUUCAAGGUGCAGAGAAUUGUGGAGAGAACAGGCGACGCCGAUCCAGUGCUCUUUGAGGCACUGAACGUGAAUGACGACCUUCAGCGCGUCCUGACAAAGUUUGAGGAGAUGUCGAAGGGAACCGCGGAGCAAACUCAACCAGCAGCAGAGUCCACGUUCGUUCAUGUUCAAGCUUUGGACGACGACGACACCCACGGUACUGCUGAAGAAGCCUCGCUAGUGCGGAAGCGUGACUUAAAGCCCAGCGCUCCUCCCAGCUCGACACACGACGACGCGGCCAUGGCCGACUUGGACGAGAUGAUUUUUGGGAAUAGAGCAGCAGCCGAAGGGAGCAACCAGAAAUCGAAGAAGCAAAAUGCCGAUGACCUGAUUAUGUUUUAACUGGCUUCGUGAUGCCCUCUGGCUCCUGCUGUGAUUCUUUAGCAGCUUUGUUGGUAUAUAAACUCCGUUCAAGAGUGUGUGCUUAGACUACCGGUAUUGAGCAGACCAAGGGACGUUCCUGGCAGAUACCAAACCUGGUAUAUUUGGAUGUUCGCUGGUUCAGGAUGAGACAUGUUUGAACUCAUCGUUGGUCUUUAAUCGGCAGCUGGCGAAUAGGCUACGACAGGCUGUUCUUCUUUCUUUUUUUCCCCCUCUUUUUUAAUUUUUAAUUUUAAUUUUUUUUUUUGUUACUCUCUUGUAAGCUGUUUGUGGCUAAGUAAUUACAUUUAGCCCACAGCUCAUGCUUAGUAUUGAAUUUAUCAUCAAUGUACCCAGUUUACUGUUUUGCUUGUA
Messenger RNA from Physcomitrium patens, 1874 nucleotides. RefSeq names its product TOM1-like protein 1. NCBI's taxonomy places the organism in Eukaryota, Viridiplantae, Streptophyta, Bryopsida, Funariales, Funariaceae. Gene Ontology annotation, biological process: protein transport to vacuole involved in ubiquitin-dependent protein catabolic process via the multivesicular body sorting pathway. Gene Ontology annotation, molecular function: ubiquitin binding; phosphatidylinositol binding. The record is from RefSeq and is a predicted model, not a curated record.